CAACGGACAGUAGCGCCUGGGCGCCGUAGUCGUGCCGAGUUGCGUGCUCCCGAAAUAGCGGCCGGUCGGACUGAUGCGCUCUGCGUACCUGCUCUCUUCACGUGGCGUCGUGCUGCUGCUAGCCGAGUGAGCGACCGUCGAUUCCUUGGCGCUUGGAUUACCGGUCGAGAAAGCUGGAUGGGAUGGUCAUCCGGUCGGCGUCCGCCGAAGCGGUGGCCGUGAUCGCGCCCGCGGUCACGGCAGCAACGGCCUCCGUCACGACGACGCGGCGCCGGCCGCGCAAGGCGCCGCCGCGGCCCAGCUGCCGGUUGUCGCUUGUCGACGCCGUUGUGGCCGGCCUAGCCGCUGCAGCCGCCAAGAAGCACCAAUGGGAGGAAGGCGAGGCGAAGGCAGACGCUCCUGCCGACGAGGCCAAGGAGGACGGCUCGGUGACAAGCGACACGCGAAGCACUUCGCCACCACUGCCGGCCGAGACGCCUCCUGCGGAGCCGCGGUCUUCGCCGGUGGACAGCGAGCGUGCUUCGGCGGCGACGCCCAAGGCUCCCUCCUCGCCCAUGCAAGAUGAAGAGGUGGCAGUUGAGCCGGCGGUGCUCAAAGAAGAACCAGAUGACCGAGAGGUGCCGCCGCGCAAGACCAGCACUCCUGCUCGUGAUGAAGCGCCCCCGGUCCUUGCGCCCAUGGUCGUCGUCAAGAAGGAGGAAGAAGAGGAAGAAGGUGAUGACAUGAAUGAAGAGCUCGGUGGCGAAGAGGACGCCCCACUCGACUUUAGUCUCAAAAAACCAUCGGGAAGUGAUGUUGCUGAGUCGGGAGAUGAAGACAUGCCGAUCACAGAAGGCCCAUCUUCUAAUGGGGCCACCGAUUCGCCGCUAGACUUGUCGGUGUCCCGGCGAAGAGCACGAGUGGUGCCGCACGAUCACAAGCCUGCAAAACUGGGACGGCUAGAACCGACUCCUGGAGGACCCUGGCUUGGGGCUCGAAUACCGUCAGCUCCGGCACCAGUGAGCAUGGCCGCCAGGGCGAUUGGCUCCGAGCCACAUCACCAGCACCACUCUUGGAACGGCAAGGUGAAACGAGAACGAAGCACUUCGUCCGAACUAGGCCAUCCAACGGGCUCCGCAAUGAAAGUUGCUUUUCCUGAAAAGACGUCUAGUAAGGGAGAUGCGUUCCGGCCAGCAUCGAACAGGCAGAACCCGUGGCAAAGUCAGUGGAUCAGUCGGAGUGGUGAGCAGACGAAGGAUGUUUUCACAUGCGUCUGGUGCAAGGAAUCGUUUCAAUCUCUGGCAGACAUGACGCUGCAUAUGAAACAGUCUCCGCGCUGUGGCAUGGCUGGAAUGCAUGCAGCCGCACCGCCGCCACCUCCCGUUUCGACCGGCCACACCACUCCUCCCCCGCCAAAGCUUACGGCUACGCCACCGGGUGCCUCUGGAGCAACCACGAAAGACGGCGUGCCCCUUCCCCGAAAACUGGUUCGCGGCCAAGAUGUCUGGCUGGGAAAAGGUGCUGAGCAAACAAGGCAGAUCCUCAAGUGCAUGUGGUGCGGACAGUCGUUCAAGUCGCUUGCCGACAUGACAACGCACAUGAGGGUCACGCAGCACUACACAAACAUAAUCAGCCAGGAACAGAUAAUUUCAUGGCGGACUCCGGAGGACAAGCUCGCUAAUCAGUCGCAAGUCAACGCGGUACUCACGUGUAAGGUCUGCGACCAGGCGUUCGGCUCGUUGAAAGAACUCAGUUACCACAUGGUCAAGAACUCUCACUACAAGGAACAUAUUCUUCGCUCCAUCACUGAAGGUGGGGGGCGGCGCCGACAGACGCGUGAGCGGCGCAAGAAGUCGCUGCCUGUUCGCAAGCUACUUGAAUUGGAACGUAUGGAGAUGACGGCACGUUCUGGAGCACCAAGCAACCAGACGUCGCCGAGUCCGCUUGGCGCUGCUGAGUCCGAUGGCAAGAUUGCCUGCGAAGAGUGCGCCGAGAAGGUGGACGCCAAAGACUUUGUCCAGCACAUCAAAAGCUGCAGCCGCUCGCAGCAGUUGCUCAAGACCGCGUUGCAACAGCAGGCUCGACCCGAGCCCUGCUCUUCCAACGAGUCGCGCAAAAGCGCCGAGGACGAUACGACUCCGCCUCCACCACCGCCGCUGGAAUCGCCGCGUCCGCAGUCUGCCGAGCCCGAUCGUGCGGCCUCCGCCGAGUCGGAGAAGAGGCCCAAUUCUACGUCAUCGUCUUCAACGUCGGUCCUCAACGCAAUCGAAAGGCUCAUCGAGAAGAGUUUCGACAGCAAAGGCAAGCGCGGAGGACCUACAUCGGCUGGGAUACUGCAGCGACUCGGCAUCGACGAGGAAGUCUACCCUCCAUGGCAUCCCGCGGGCUCGCCUCGUUACGGUGCCAUCAAGUCAGCUGGCCACUCGCCACGGCUGACGGGAGGCCUCGCGUCGCCGUGCCCCUCCGAAGAGACGCCGGCCAACCACGCUUCGCCUCGCAGCGGCGUGUCUUCGCCUGACAAGGACGCGGAGCCGCCCGUGCUCGACCCGGAGCACCUCAGCCAACCUCGGUCCCCCGCGGAGUCCGUGUCGACGAGAGCCAGCUCGCCGGGCGCAGACGACCUGGUAAUCGCUGACGGCUUGCCUUCCCGGAGGUCGUCUGAGCGUGGUGGGCCGGACACGGACGAUCUGUCGUCGUCCUCGUCUUGCGACACGCCGCUGGCCGAGAUGAAGACUGUAUCUCCCAAGGCCAAGCAGAGCCCGCGAGCCGCAACCUCGUCGCGCUCCAGGCGUGGCCAACACAACGGUGAAGGCGACGCGGUCUCGGACCAUCCGCUCAAGGAGCUGCAGAAACUGCUGGACAAGACAGACGCGCACCUGUCGCGCGCCAAUGCGCCGCAGGCGGCAAGCCCUGGCUCUAUCCUGGCUUUCAGCUGGGCCUGCAGCGACGCAGCCACCUCGGACUCGCUCAUGAAAUGCGCCUUCUGCGACACGCACUUCGUGUCUAAGGGCGCCUACCGGCACCACCUCUCCAAGAUGCACUUCAUCAAGGAUGGCUCGACGGUGGCGCCGGGUGAUUCGCCUACCUGGAAGACCAAGGAGACGGCGCCCAAGGAGGCGUCGCAGGGCGCCGCCGGCAGCCACGGCCCGGCUAGUGGAUCGCCAGCCGCCUCGCCGCCGGCCAGCUCGCCAGCGGCUCCUGCCGACGAGAGCCCGCACUCCAAGUUUCUUAAGUACACGGAACUGGCCAAGCAGUUGUCCAGUAAGUACGUGUGACCCCCAGGGACUCGGCCGGACAGUUGUGUGGCUCGCCAAGCUGGGACGCGGAGCAAUCUUUCUAUGUGAUUCUCAUUCUUUCGACACCUCGUUCUUCGAACCCCGUUUGUGAUGAUGACAGUCUGCGGACUGAAGACUCUUUGAGUGAUUUGUGUGAGUAUGGCCAGCCUAUGCCCCAACUACGCCGCCUCCGGCGAUCGGGUCUUCACUUAAAGAUCUGGGCGACCGUUACUUAACUGACCUUAAUGCGGCUGCCCGCAACCAAGUGUUCAGGCUGGGGACGUUAGUCGCCUGGCAAUCCACAGAGUGGCAAUGCUCAAGCAAAAGAGAAUUCCACGCGCCGGUAGCAGUCACGAGGUGGCGGCUGGAAGGCAUUGGCUGGCUACCUUAAUGUGCGCGCCAGAACCAACAUUCCUUAAUUUAUGAACGUGAUGUAUGCCCUUUCGUCUUCUUUUGAUCAGUUUCUUUUGCGUUUAUUUUUUUAGCUCACUCUUGUCAUUGAUUACAUAUCGAUGGGAAGCGGAAAAUUUUCAGUGUUUGCAAUAAGGCAUUUGAAGCACGGGCGAUGGAAGAGUUGGAAGGCUCCGCAGGUUCUUUCCCAAAACACCGCGUCCUGUCCGUGUGUUCGGAAAAGAAUGGUAGAAGGACGGGACAGUGGUAGCUCAGAGGUUGUUCUCUAUGUUGCGCGUCUUGUCUACUGUUUCACAAGAGUAGUGACCGCAAGAAACAGUUCUGCAACUAUUCCGAGCGACAGCCCUUGUUUGUGACCACAUACCUUCUGCAGUGCACCUCGGUGUUCCAUAUCAAACCUUGUGAUGCUGUGUUUGUUUCUUGAGUUCUUCAAAAGAACAGCGCGAGUUAGCGAUGUGUCGAUGUUGUAGUGCUUGCACGGAGAACUGUGCUGGGAAAUGCCUUUAUACGUGUACAUAAAAACGACAUUUUCUUUUUUUCUUCGUGGGGUCUCAAGUCCUACAUGCAUAUAUUGUACUAUAGUUGAGUGUGAUUACCAAGAAUGAAUUACGCAUGGAUCGUCAGUUUCAGGCAGUCGCUUUUGUCCUCAUGCACGCUGAUGCUCACGUUUGUAUUGAGAACGCAAAGCGUUUGCAAAUAUCUUCAUUAGGACGGCUUCAGUUGGUUGCUCACAGAUGGCAAAAGCCGGCCCUCUGCGACUGGUUGCUGUUCCACAGCCGUCUGAACAACCAAAGAUGCGCACGUCGAGAUAGGCCUGUUCGCAGUCUGAACACAUUAUCACUCGGCAAGACCGCGAGAAUCUCGGCCGCCCAGCUCGCACCAAGAGGGCGGCCUUUUCUUCUCUUGCAGCUCUUUCUGUUCGUCUUUCACUGUCGCCGCUAAACUUCGCCACACGCCAGCAGGAGCCGUCGCUGCAGAGGAUCAGCGAGCCUGCUUUGUUGCCUGUUUCGCCGCUUGCGGGUCAUUCACGGGGGGCACGAACAAUAAAGAGAAACAGCUGUUUGCUUCGCUGGCUGCGCCUAAGCACUGGGCCGAUUGCUCUGCGGGGACCGCGAGGUGCGCGCGCACAGAAGGCCGUCAUCUAGGUCCUGCCAGGAUAAAAAAAAAACAGGAUAGAGGGAAUAAGGGCCGAGAUCGUAAUUUGAAAACUGCAAUGCGGCACGCGAGAAGCCGAGCCGGCGAGAUUGAAACGACGCAAUAACCGGUGAGAGCUGCUGUCGCGUGCAAGAUUCCGGGAAUGGUGCUGUGCAGCCAUGUAUUUUCACUUGGGGUGUCAGUUUUGGUAGGUGAAAACUCGUCCAGGAGACCGCAGCCGAGCUGCUCGUCGGCAGGACGGCAUCUUUUCUAUUAUGUAUCCGGCACGUAGAUUUGCGCACAGACCUGGCGCGAGUUCUGCGCCGCAAACGGCAAGAGGCCCCCUUCGCCAGAUACGUUUACGCAGAUAAUAAGGAAAUUUCGCCGCUGGGGCUUGCCGCAUUCUGCGCGCUCCUGGUGCGCGCGCGCAUUAGCAGGGCCGCUAUUCCUGGGUUUCUUUGCGACAACUUCGGAGGCGCCACCUUUGUUGGCGGGUGCCGCGUAAUUUAUAGAAGCACUUGUCUGACGCCCUCUUCGCGCUGGUCGCAAUCGCGUUGACUCCGCGGUGCGAUUCUGCCGACCGUGGCGCGCCACUUUGGCGAGGCACUGAACGCGCCCCGCUGGUGCCCCGGAAUGAGCCCUUUAGCUGCGCGCCGAAAUGAUGUUGCAUAUCAUGCCGAUGACGCUGCGUGGCGCGGAGGAAUCCCCCAUCCCUGGAAGUGGCGUGCGCAUUGGGGGCGGUCGCCACGUCGCACUUGGCUGCGGCCCUGCGUCGUCACGCGCACUCGGCUUCCGGUCCGAGCCCGCGACUUCUGUAAAGACUAAGAAAAAAAAAAAAACUGCUAAGCUGGCGAACGUUGUUGUAGCCUGUAUCUCGUUAUAUAAAGGAACCCGCGCACUCGUCUUGCAAUCGGGCACGCAUGCCUCCCGCGAUUCCCCGACAUCUCUCGAACCUGCGCCCCGUAUGUCUAUCUAGCCGAUCUCUAUUUCUCACAAACACACACGCUCUCACACCUCCUUCCCCGUUCUCGCGGUUCUUGUGGCGCUUCGGGGGUUUCAACCACGAGAAGUCCUCGCGGGCAAGCAAGCCUCCGUCGGCACGCGCUGCCGACGGCCCACGUCUCAAUCGAUCCCGGUAGAAGAGUGGACAAAAAAGCAAAGCUGUCGUCGUUCCUCCUCGUUUUAUGUCUCACACAAAAAAAGAAGAAAGAAAGAAGGUUACCUUUUUUUUCUGAUUUCAUUUGCUUAGUUCAGUCGAGACCGUUGCGUUUCGCCGCAUGUCCGGGGUCCCCUCUUAGCACAGCUGCUAAGCGUGUGAGUGGCUUUUCCAGUGUGUCUGCGCGUGUGUCUGUGUCCCGGCGAGCAUCACUCUCGCGGGGGUACAAAAAAAAAGAAGCACGAGGGCGGGAAGGGAAGGAGCACCGUACGACGACCUGUGUGGCCACUUGUCCCGCGAAAAAAAAAAGUGACAAAAUAGAAAAAAAAUAAGGGAGAAAAAAAAAUAACACGUGAUUUUUGUUUGUUGUGGUUCCCUGGAGAACGCAUUUGUUUCUGUUUUUGAGUUGGCAAGUGCUUCCACUUUUCCCGCAUUGUACAUACGACCAUUGAGACGAAAAACUUGAAAUUGUAUAUGUCUAUAUUCCUAUUAUUUAUUACUAAUAAACUCUAUAUCGCGACUGCGGAAA
Molecule: messenger RNA, 6484 nt
Organism: Rhipicephalus microplus (southern cattle tick)
Lineage: Eukaryota; Metazoa; Arthropoda; Arachnida; Ixodida; Ixodidae
Product: protein tiptop
Biological process (GO): regulation of transcription by RNA polymerase II
Cellular component (GO): nucleus
Molecular function (GO): DNA-binding transcription factor activity, RNA polymerase II-specific; DNA binding
Source: RefSeq, a predicted model, not a curated record